GCACCCCCGCCAAUCCAAGAUGUCUGCAACGCAAAAGCUGAACCAGCACCCUGCAUUUGUGCAGGCACAGGACAAGGCCAGCUACUACAUCCACCAGCUGGACAAGGAGCUGUCAAAACAUUCGGUCUUCAAUACCUUUGAACAGCGCACCCAGGUGCCUAAGAGUUACGCCUUCAUUGGCGGUGUGAUCGUUCUCGCGAUCCUGCUCUUGAUCAACGCCUUUGCGGCGCCGGUCUCCAACCUCAUCGGCUGGGCGCUCCCCGCGUACCUCUCUGUCAAGGCGCUUGAGUCGCCCGGUCACCAGGAUGACAUCCAAUGGCUGACGUACUGGAUUGUGUUCGGCUUCUUCAACUUCCUCGAGAGCUUUGCCCUCCGCAUCGUGCUCUACUACGUCCCCUGGUAUUUCGUUUUCAAGACUAUCUUCAUCCUCUGGCUGCAGCUCCCUGCAUUCCGCGGCGCGCAAUCACUGUACGGAACGGUGGUGAGGCCCGUGUUUGUGAAUGUGCAUCACAAGACGAAUCAGGUGACCACGACUGCGCCCGAGACGACCGUCACUGCCGAUGGCCUGCGCGAUCGCGUUGCGGAAGCAACGGAGUAAGGAGGAUGAAAUACCGUCCGCUUGCAUAUGGUAGUCCGCAUCUGUAGACCUGUGUUAUGAAUCUCCUCACUC
Molecule: messenger RNA, 670 nt
Organism: Laetiporus sulphureus 93-53
Lineage: Eukaryota; Fungi; Basidiomycota; Agaricomycetes; Polyporales; Laetiporaceae
Exons: 4
Coding region: 20-598 (192 amino acids)
Source: RefSeq, a predicted model, not a curated record